Aspergillus fischeri NRRL 181 is the source of this 576-nucleotide messenger RNA. Its product is annotated as putative calmodulin. NCBI's taxonomy places the organism in Eukaryota, Fungi, Ascomycota, Eurotiomycetes, Eurotiales, Aspergillaceae. The transcript is spliced from 2 exons. Gene Ontology annotation, molecular function: cytoskeletal motor regulator activity; myosin heavy chain binding; calcium ion binding. The coding region runs from base 1 to 576 and encodes 191 amino acids. Gene Ontology annotation, biological process: mitotic cytokinesis; actomyosin structure organization. Gene Ontology annotation, cellular component: cytoplasm; myosin II complex. The record is from RefSeq and is a predicted model, not a curated record.
AUGGAAGCAAAGACUGCCAGCAUGAUGGCUGCUUCGAGCGAUGCAGCUGCCAGAUUGGCCCCUGCACAGUUGAGGGAGAUUCGCGAGGCAUUCCAAGUCCUUGACAGAGACAACGAUGGGUCGGUCAACAAGGACGAUGUAGCUGAUGUACUUGUGAAUAUCGGCCAGGAUGCGUCGAUAAUUUCGCAAUUCUUCCCUCCAGGAAGCGAUCAGACAAUCAAUUUCCCUACAUUUCUGAAUAUCUUGUCAAGUCUACUUGCGCCGCUUUCAUCUCGGCAGGAACUGAUGAAUGCCUUGGCUGCUUUUGACGACGAUGAUAGCGGACAGAUUGAUGUUGCAGAGCUUCGCGAUACCCUUUUACACACAGCGUCGGAGGAUGGACAGCCACCCCUGACGGAGAAGGACAUCAACGAGGUUUUGAGUGGAUUCACCGGACGCAGAGAAUUUAGUAGCAAAGCCGGGAAACUGUCUGCAGGAGGGAAAAGAGGAGAAGUCUUUCGGUAUCAGGAGUUUGUUGACAGUGCCAUAGGAGGAUCAGCAAGUGGGCGCAGAGAUCCUGAUACUGUCGCGAGAUAG